UUUGCAGGAGGCUGCCGUCCUGCCGCCCGACUGAACCGCUCCCAACUUCGCGUCGUUUUUUUCUUCUCUUCUUAUUAUUCUCCCGCUGCCUCCACAACAACGCACCUCCGGUCGCGAUGACGUCCUGUGAACGGACCUUAACGCCCGGACGGGCCUUUAAAUCGGCCUAAGUGCAUUUCGGGCCGUUUUUUUACCUAUUCCUACCUUGGCCGAGGCAGGUGUGUGCGAGGUUUGUUGAUUACGGGUACCUAUUUCGAGUUGUUGUGGUGUCGUUGUUGUUGUUGUUUAUUUCGGUAUUAUUGUGCGAUGUGGAUGAGGACGUGAAUACGAGGCCUUAGAGGCUGUGUUUUUAUUAAGCAGGAUGUCAGUCCGCUUCAGUGGCGUGUUCGUCGUGCCCGGAGACCAGAAACCAGUGGCGUCCCCGAACGCGACCAGCGGCGGCGUUACGAUGCACGACAAGACCCAGCAAACGAUGAAAACGAAGAACGUGGCCAUCGUGGCACCCACCAGGAGCAACAGCCUGGACUACCUCAAUUUCGAGGAGAAGAGACAGCUCAUCGCCUCAAGUUUGAGUCUGAGCGAUUUUCUAAGCGCGGGCAAGGAGGCCAAAGAGAUCAGGGAGAUCAAGGAGGCGGGAGUGACGGCUGUCAUUGUUGAGGGUCACGAGUCCGGCAGAAAGUCGAAAUGCCGGAAACUGCGCAAUAAAAAAGCGAAAAAACAAAAUGGCUCCGCUUUCAGGACGAACAGUCUGGGUAGCGGUGUCAGGACUCCCCCCUCCGAGAGGAAAAGCAAGUUCUCCUUGGGGAAACUGCUCAGGCCGUGGAAAUGGAAGCGGAAACGAAAAUCGGAGAGGAUCGAAGCCGUUUCUCGAACGUUAGAACGAAAGAUCUCUGUUCGAGCCAAUCGAGAUGAGUUAGUCCAGAAAGGUAUCCUUUUACCCGAUAGUCCUCCGCCAAAAUCCGACACAGGUGAUUCACUUCCAUCCAGUUUCUUCAGUUCCCCGUCCGCCGCCACUGGGGGCGACCUCGCCCUCGCCUCCCAGCAGCAGUCCACCUUCAGUCCUGCCAGUCUGCCGCCUACGGUCGCCCCUCAGCAGGCCGCCCCUCAGCACCCUGGCCUGCCGCCUCCUUAUCCCAAUCCGCCCCAGGGACAGUCGCCCUUGCCUGCCCUUAACCACCAUCACGCGCUGUUGCAGCAACAGCUGUUCCAGAACCCGCACUUUGCCGCGGCGAGGGACAGUAGUGCCAACGGAACGACCAGUGAGCCCAAAAAAGAUAAGACUGAUGGAAGCAAUGCUCAGAACGGCUCAAUGUCCCCCAACGGCGAGACUGGCCUCCACCUUUCUCAACCCUCGAACCAGGGGGGAGGGGGAGACGACGGCAGCAGGAAACCCGCUGAGAGGCCCAGCUCGCUGGGUCACAGUAAACUCACCAGGAGGUUGUUGUGCUACCACAGUGAACACUUCACCGACGGCCAGCAGAUCGGUCCCCCCGGCUCGACGCCUCCCGCUCAAGAGAAGCAAUCGCACCACCACCAGCUGGCCGCCCACCAGCAGCUGCCCUCGAACGUGCCGCCGCUGCCCCAGUUCGUGCUGUCCGAGCUGCCCGAGCCGCCCAUUCCGGUGUCGGAGAUCGGACCCAUACCGCCGCCGCCCAUGUUCAGCAGCCCCAGUCCGCAGCCGCGCAGGCCGCCGCCUCAAGGCAGUCCGCUACCCAACCCUGCCGACUACGACUACGAAGAGAACGAGGAAGAUGACGAGUAUGAGAUAGAGUGCGACGACGAGAACUCCUACAUGUACCGGAUGCCUCAGCCAGACCCUGCCAUCGACACCAGCAGGAUAGACGAGAUUCCGGCCAAGGAGCCUCGUUUUAACGCCAUGCCGCUCAAGUCGGCGCUCAAGAAGAAGAACAGCGGAGGGUCUACGCCUCAGGGUACACCCACCCAGGAGAACAGGCCGCUGGGCAUGAGGCAACAAGAGCACAACUCCAGCUUCAAAAGGCCACUGUCAAGGCCUAGGAUAAGAAUAUGCGCGAAAGCCAAAUUCGCCAUAGGCCUGCCCUGCACCUUGGAGAACAAGGAGAACACGCGACCGUACGUCAUCAGAGAAGAUGACACAGACUCGGACUCAGCAGAUGGACCCAUACAGUACAGGGACGACGAUAGUGGCGUUUCUGAGGAGAGCCGACUAGCCAUGAAGAUAGCUAGGAAGGAGAGCCUGUCUUUGAAGCUGUCACUGAGGCCUGACAGGCAAGAACUAAUCAAUAGAAAUAUUUUACAAAUCCAAUCAGAAAAUGAACGACAAAGUGAAAAAGAAGCCAUAGGAGCCAGGCUGAUCAGGAGGCUUAGUAUGAGGCCGACGCAGGAAGAACUCGAAGAACGAAACAUCUUAAAAAAACAAAGUCCGGCAGAAGAGAAGAAACAAAAGGAAGAGAAGAAGAGGUUCUUGCUGAGGAAACUGAGCUUCAGGCCGACCGUGGAAGAGCUUAAAGAGAAAAAAAUCAUUCGGUUUAAUGAUUAUAUCGAAGUGACACAGGCUCAUGACUAUGAUAGGAGGGCUGAUAAGCCUUGGACUAGGCUAACACCAAAAGAUAAGGCUGCCAUAAGAAAAGAACUAAACGAGUUCAAAAGUUCUGAGAUGGACGUGCAUGAGGACAGUCGGCAUUUAACUAGAUUUUACAAAAUAAACACUAAAAUUGUCCAUAGGCCGGGCGUGGUGAUUCGGGCUAGGGCCCCAGUAAAGCCCAAUUUUAAACAAAACAUGUUUUACAUUGUUGGAUAGCGUUAGAUUUUUAUUAAAAAAAUUGAUGGGUUUCCAUUGGUUUGACGAAUAAAAAUUAUAUCGUAUUCCAUAGGCCUUGACAAUUGCAAGGCUCGACCUUAGAUGAAGGUGAAUACCAAAUUUCUGUGAUGGGCGUAACUCUAGAUUUUAUUAUUUCCCCCCUGACCGCUUAGCAACUAUCGUCCCCUCCACCGAUUUACCCUACCCUCCCCUCCCACUCCCCUGGCGACAUUUUUAAUAAUAAAAUGAAAAAAAUAUUAGGUUUAAAUAUUAUUACUAUUAAUAAUAGGUAAAUAAAAGAACAAAAACAUUGAAGAUGAACGUUACACAGAUUUGUGUAAAUAAAUAA
Sitophilus oryzae (rice weevil) is the source of this 3128-nucleotide messenger RNA. RefSeq names its product phosphatase and actin regulator 3. Bases 362 to 2779 code for a protein of 805 amino acids. The record is from RefSeq and is a predicted model, not a curated record. Gene Ontology annotation, molecular function: actin binding. NCBI's taxonomy places the organism in Eukaryota, Metazoa, Arthropoda, Insecta, Coleoptera, Curculionidae. The transcript has 16 exons. Gene Ontology annotation, biological process: actin cytoskeleton organization.